Molecule: messenger RNA, 4292 nt
Organism: Polyodon spathula (Mississippi paddlefish)
Lineage: Eukaryota; Metazoa; Chordata; Actinopteri; Acipenseriformes; Polyodontidae
Product: tyrosine-protein phosphatase non-receptor type 5-like
Exons: 15
Coding region: 364-1956 (530 amino acids)
Biological process (GO): protein dephosphorylation
Molecular function (GO): protein tyrosine phosphatase activity
Source: RefSeq, a predicted model, not a curated record
AGCAGCACUACUGUGCUUGAUUGGUACAGUACACCUAGCUAGCUCACUGUUGCCUUCAUUUGGUUGAACACAUUUUACCUGCUGCUUGCUGUGCUGUGAAUAUUAAUUGUGUUGCAUGAUCUGAUGCUCUCAAUUACACUAUCUUCACCAUGUAGAAAGGAUUCUUCACUAGAAGUCAUGUUCCAAGACACAAUCAAUAGGACCCAAGCCUGCCAUGUGACUAAGUACUCUCCAUCCUCUCUCUGAAUGGUAUUGGAUUUUAAUUAACCAGUGGAACCCUUUGUGACAUCUUACUGCAGGAUAACCCAAGGAAAUUGAAGAGAGAUGGUCUUUCCCAGUAAGCGGUGGUGACCGAGGAGCACGAUGACGGGCCUCCCAGCCCAGACUGACACACAGGAGGAGCUGGCACGAGGACCACAGCAACCCCAGAGUUCCCAGCAGGAUGGGCGGGGCCAGUGGUGGGACCAGCUCAGAAAGACCUUGCUGACAGUGGGCUACAGUGUCAGCUUCUGUCUGGUCUCACAAAUACUGGGUGUGUGGAUGUUGUACAUGUGCAAUGGCCACGGAGCAUUCUCGGCAGCACACAAAGUCUUGGAUCUUCUGCAGUACCUGGUCUCACCAGCAGAGGUACAUUCUUUAGGGCAGGAGGAGAACUCCCCACACUUACAGAAGGAACUGUGGAAAAUGGAGAGCUUGAGCCCUCUGCUGGCCACAGUUUUUCUAGGUGUAGUGAUCAUCGGCAUUGGGAUUCUAUACUGCUUAAAAACACUUUCUCCCAGCCCUGCGCAUCCUUAUCCUGAAGACAGGCGUCAGUCUAUGAGCCGUCAGCCUUCCUUCACCUACUCGGAGUGGACUGACGUCAAGCAGGAUCAUUUCUUCGACAUGGACCCAGUGCCAGAGACACCUGUGUUUGACUACUGCAUGGACAUGAAGCCUGAGGCUGACCCAGUCACACUCACUGUCCAACCAGUGGGGCUCCAAGAAAGGAGGGGUUCAAACGUGUCCCUCACUCUGGAUAUGUGCACCCCCGGCUCCACCGAGCCCUAUGGCUCUGUACUGUCUCCCCGAGAGCAGUGUGCCCGGGAAUACCUCCAGAAAGCCUCCAACGUGCUGAGCACCAGGGAGCUGCACGAGAGAGCCAUGGACUCCUUCACACUGCAGGCUGAGUUCUUUGAAACCCCAAUGAACUUUGUUGAUCCAAAGGAAUACAGCUUUCCAGGUAUAGUGAGGAAGAACCGAUACAAAACCAUUCUCCCAAAUACUCAUAGCAGAGUGUGCCUUAUAUCCACGGAUGAAGACGAUUUCCUCAGUACAUAUAUCAAUGCUAAUUAUAUAAGGGGCUAUGGAGAAGAGGAGAAGGUGUAUAUUGCUACUCAGGGACCCACGGUAAACACUGUUAGCGACUUCUGGAGAAUGGUGUGGCAGGAGCGAUCGCCUAUCAUCGUCAUAAUAACAAACAUCAACGAAAUAAACGAGAAAUGCACGGUGUACUGGCCUGAAGAGAAGGUGACCUACGAAGGGAUAGAGAUAAUCGUAAACCAGGUCAUACAAGCAGACGACUACAGUCUUAGGCAUAUUACUCUUAAGUUUGAAGGAGAGGAGAGGUGCCUACGACACUAUUGGUACACAUCCUGGCCAGACCAGAAGACCCCAGACAAGGCCCCUCCUUUGCUGGAGUUAGUGCAGGAUGUGGAGGAGGCACGGCAACAGGCCCCAGAGGGUAGCGGACCAGUCAUUGUCCAUUGCAGUGCAGGGAUUGGACGAACAGGCUGCUUCAUUGCCACCACUAUUGGCUGUAAACAGUUAAAGAACGAGGGGGUCGUGGACAUUCUUAGGAUCACCUGCCAGUUGCGUUUGAACAGAGGAGGGAUGAUCCAGACCUCUGAACAAUACCAGUUUGUCCAUCACGUCCUGAGUCUCUAUGAGAAGCAGCUCUCUCUCCCGGUCGAAGAAUAAAUAACACUCUAACAGCUUACAGCUCCACAAAUAGGACUCAGAUACAGCCAUCAUCUGCCUGCCAACCUUUGAUAACCAUGGUAACCCAGAGAGGGGGUGGGCCCGGAAUCAAGCCUGCUUUCACACUAACAUCUGCUUCACAGUGUGUUCAUUUAGACGUGUUCAUUGUUGUAUUGGAAGCCCUGCCUAUAAGGUAUGAAGGACUAUAUGGUUAUCAGAACUCCAACUAGAGAUGGACAAGUCUUGGAUUCGAGCAACAACAUAUGAUCUCUGAUAAUCACCUAAUGAACAGUAGUUCAAGUUUCUACAAUGAUUUGUUCAAGUAUAGAAUCUAAGGAACUUGCUCUCAUUAGUUACAUGAUGUAGCUUUUCCUGUUUCUUUUAUGGGAACAUUAUCCAAACUCAGUCCUACUCAACCGAUGAAAUGACUCAUUUCUAGUUACAUAUGUGUGUGUAUUUUAAUAUUUACUGGGAUAGGACUCACAGCUGCUAUGCUGAAGUUGAAUAACUGUUUCCCACAUGUCUCCAGUUACCUUACAAUGAGAUUGAAUAUAUUUUGCAAUGCUCAGAAUACUAAGGGGAUUUGGAAAUGUCUUCUAUCUACAAUGAUGUUUAUAUCCUUCAAAAAGAUGCCACUAGAAGAGGCACAAUCACAGUGUCUAGCCUGGCAUCCUAGAACAAAUGCUUGGUUGAACAUCCACAAGUUGGGAAGCACAGGCUCCUAAAAGGCCCUCUGAUCAUCUGGGGAUCCCGUAGCUCCUCCAGAAAUCAGUGUAAAGGAGUUCAACCCUUUUAUGAAAGACCUUUAAUGGAACUACACCUCUUUGAAGAGCAACAAACACAAGAGGGUUUGUGAACUGUAUCAGAGUUAAGAAAGGCCCUUUCACUGUAAACUUCAAUAUGGCUGGAGUCUCAGGGCCUGUGGUAGUUCAUCACAUAUCUAAAGUCGUUUGGAGAAUGUAUCUUAAGAGUAUUUAAUUUCUGACUUACAACUCAAUGAGUUGUAACUCUAAGGUCCUAAGCCUACAGAUGACGGAUCUCAAGGAAUAGGUUAAUCUAGCACAUGUAUUUUUACACAAUGGCCUUACUCUGUGUCUGUCUGUCUGUCUAGUCCUCUACCAUUAGGCAGCAUAGAGGUUGAGCAAGUAUUAUAGAGACGUAUGGGUCUAUUGAAUGUAUCGAAGCAGUGUAGAUACUAAUUCUUACCCCUUGGAGCUCUAUAGCUACUUGUGCAAGCUGCAGUGGUCAGUUGCUGGUUCACCCUCUUACACUGCACUAUUUAUAUCCACUGCUGAUUAAGAGAAAUUGAUUUCACUCUGUGUUCUCCAGGUUUCUUUUUAUGAACCAGAUUUUCAACAAGCACACAGGCCUCAAUAGGUGAAAAGUGUUAAUAGCAGCUGAAUGUCUAUCCAGUCUCAAACCAGCAACACCACUACAUGUUACUACAUUCUAGGUAUUUAUGCUAUUUUGGCAAUGGAAGCUAUUCGUUUGAUUUUAUUUGUUUACUUCAAAGCAGGAUAAACAGUGGUCAUUUAUCAAAGUUCACGAUUCCUGAUUUUGUGAAACACAAAGACAGAUUUGGCAGGUUCAUUGGGGAAACACUAUAACAUAAUUUGUGUCAAAUAUAUUAUUCUUGAGUUUUGUAAAAAGGUUAGAUUACUGUAUGUAUGUAAUAUGUACAAAAAAACUAACUGUGGUCACCGACAGUUCGAACAAUUCAUUGGCAAAAAUAAAUGGGUGGGAUAAUUUAAUGUCCUUGCCAAAUAAGAUGCAGGUCUGUUCCAUCUCACAAAUUGACACUUGCCAGUUUUAAAGGUGGUUUGUCUGACACUAGAUCACUAGUUUUUAGACUUUCUUACUUGAUAUUUAUAGAAUAGAAUACUAGCUAUAUUUCCAUGCAUAUCCAGGAUGAGAGCUAGGUGGUGUAGUGGGGUUAUACAUUUGAAUUGCAUGCCGUCACCUCUGGAGCUGUGGGUUCUUAUCACAGUGAAAUGAGUUUGAUGGUCUGAACUUUGACCCCAGUGGACACCACCACACAAUUGGCUAUCUCUGCAUGAGAGAUCCCUGGACUGAGUGGCUGGGGUAUCUAGGUCAAGUCAAGGUCUUCAUUGCUAAAAUAAUGUGCUACACAUAAGGUAUGAUGCUAAAUUUAACUUCUCAAGUAAUAACAAAAUAAACAUAUAAAGUUAGCUAAUGUGUUUAGUUGAUGGUGUCUCCAAGUUUAGUUUAAAUGUUUGGGGAAAUAGCUUUAAAUGGAAAGUCCACUAUAAUUAUUUAUUAUUUAUGAAUUGAAUGUAUCGUAUUUAAUUACACUAUUUAGUGUACAAAGCAAGACU